Mycotypha africana is the source of this 785-nucleotide messenger RNA. RefSeq lists its product as uncharacterized. The transcript has a single exon. The coding region runs from base 403 to 723 and encodes 106 amino acids. The record is from RefSeq and is a predicted model, not a curated record. NCBI's taxonomy places the organism in Eukaryota, Fungi, Mucoromycota, Mucoromycetes, Mucorales, Mycotyphaceae.
AAAGAAAAAGAAAAAAAAAAAAAGAAAAAAGAAGAUUCAACUUCCGAAUACAUUUUUCCAGAGCUUCGUUUCCGCUUCCCUGAGCCAAUCGAAAUCGAGGACUACGCUUUUACCAAAUCAAAUGCCAUUGUCUGCUUUACAAAUAUAGAAAAAAAAAAACUACCCCUUGAGCGCACAGUGCAGCUAUUUGACAAUUUUUGUUCCUUGACUUUCCUUCAGUUAAAGAUGAUUAAUAGGGUAAAAACAUUUUUCCAUUAUUCGCCACAAAUAAGACAAGCAAUGUAUAAACGCCCCCCCCAUUGUGUGGAAAAAAAAGUAAAUUUCCCUCAAAACAUAUAACGUGACGAUAAAAAACAGAGUCCCGAAAAAAGGACUGCAUUUAUCUUACGGGAUUUGUAAUUCAUGCAAAUGGAUUUUUCUGUGUACCUAAACUUCGUCCCCAUCGACGUGUACAAUUUUCCCUUAUUGGGCCAUUGGCGUAGCAUCUAUUUCAAAGGCAUCCACGUUUAUGCAAUCGAGUCAAUCACUUAUUUUUUACCUAUGACUGUCAAUGCCAUACUUUUUUUACAAUGCUCAAAGAAAAAGCUGUGUGCCCUAGCGCCCACAUUGGUUGAUCAGCAGUCGCGUUUUCCUGACACACAUCGUUUUAUUGUUGAAAAAAACUUUUCGCUAGGACACCUAAAUUGCAUAGAUGACAUGCAAUUCUUACAAAGCAGAUUGUAAUAGAAGUUUACAAUAAAGCCGUCAUGAACAAUCACGCAGUAUAAAUCGAAAGAAUAUACGAC